Molecule: messenger RNA, 7987 nt
Organism: Acipenser ruthenus (sterlet)
Lineage: Eukaryota; Metazoa; Chordata; Actinopteri; Acipenseriformes; Acipenseridae
Product: tenascin-like
Exons: 29
Coding region: 472-7965 (2497 amino acids)
Molecular function (GO): protein binding
Source: RefSeq, a predicted model, not a curated record
GAGGGGAGCAGAGCAGAGGAGGCUGUAUAAAAGCACUAAGAAUGACUAGAAGCUCACCACAUUCUGUCUGCUGUCAAAAGAGAAGGGCUGUCUUUCUCCUCUCCUGCUAUUCCCCUGCUCCCUCGCAGCAGCAGCAGCAGCAGCAGAUUCAAUCCUGCCUGCUUGUCUGGAAUCAAACCCAACAUUUGAAAAAUAAAUUUGAGACAAUAAUUUUAUAAUAUAGGGAGACACUUUUUUUUUUUUAAUAUAGAUAAAUAUUAAUAAUUGUAUUAUAAAUUGCUUUAUUUUUUAUUUCCGAAGUGGGUCUAUUAAAUUUCCACUAUAGGAUUUUAAAUUAAGCAAAUCUCUGAAUUUCUACAGCUUAAGGUUGUUCCCUCCCCCUCCCCCAGAAACCAAAACCAGCAGAAGAUUGUUUUCUCUCAUCCCUAUUCAAUCGGCUGCCCUGCGAACGGCACAGAUUAACAGAAAACCAUGGGUCUUCAAGGCCACGUCCUAGUUUGCCUGGCCGUAGGCAUGCUGCUCCAGUGCGCCCACGCUGGGAUCAUCAAGAAGGUCAUCCGUCAGAGGAGGGAGGCCCUGGUCACCCCAAAAGAGGAGAACCUCACCCUGCCUUCCCCAGACGAACCUGUGGUGUUCAACCAUGUCUACAACAUCAAUGUCCCUUCAAGCUCCUUGUGCUCCGUCGACCUGGAUUCUCCCGGUGCGACGGAGGUCAAGCCCCAAGCCCCAUCUGAUGGUCAGUCCGUUGAGCACACGCUGGAUGGGGAGAACCAGAUCGUCUUCACCCACCGGAUCAACAUCCCCCGGCAGGCCUGCGGCUGUGCCAACGCCCCCGAUCUCAAGGACCUCCUGAGCAGGCUUGAGCUCCUGGAGGGGCAGGUCUCUUCUCUAAAGGAACAGUGCGGCAGUGGGGCUGGGUGCUGUCAGUCCCAGGCUCAAGGUGCCAUAGAGAUAAAACCUUACUGCAAUGGCCACGGUAACUACAGCACAGAGACAUGCAGCUGCUUGUGCGAGCCAGGCUGGACCGGUGCCAACUGCACGGAGGUCGCGUGUCCAAACGACUGCCAGGACCAGGGCCGCUGUGUGGAUGGCGUGUGUGUCUGCUUCGAGGGCUUCAUGGGCGAAGACUGUGGGGUAGAGACGUGCCCGGCGGACUGCAGUGAGAACGGGCAGUGCAUCGACGGGGUAUGCGUGUGCACCGAGGGCUUCAGCGGGGAAGACUGCUCCCAAACCAACUGCCCCAACAACUGCCUGGGCCGCGGCCGCUGUGUGGACAGCGAGUGCGUGUGCGAUGAAGGGUUUACCGGCGAUGACUGCUCUGAGCUCAUCUGCCCCAACGACUGCUACGACAGAGGCCGCUGCGUUAACGGCGUUUGUUUCUGCGAGGAAGGAUUCACCGGAGAGGACUGCGGUGAAAUGACCUGCCCUGGAAACUGUAACAACCGGGGCUACUGCGUGGACGGGCAGUGCGUUUGCAGCGCUGGAUACACUGGCAAGGACUGCAGCGAGCUGACUUGCCCCAACGACUGCAAGGAGAGAGGCCGCUGCGUGAACGGCAUGUGUAUCUGCGACCCUGGCUUCGUCGGCGAGGACUGUAGCGAGCUGGCCUGCCCGGACAACUGCAACAACCGGGGCCAAUGCGUCAAUGGGCAGUGUGUCUGCGAUCAGGGCUUCAUGGGAGAAGACUGCUCUGAGCUUUCCUGCCCCAACAACUGCCAAAACAGAGGCAGGUGCGUGAACGGCCAGUGCGUCUGCGACGAAGGUUUCACCGGAGAAGACUGCAGCGUAAAGACCUGCCCCAACAACUGCUUCGGAAGGGGCGAGUGCAUUGACGGGAAAUGUGUCUGUUUCGCCGGCUUCACCGGAGAAGACUGCAGCGAGCUGACCUGCCCCAACGACUGCCUGGGCCGCGGCCGAUGCGUGGACGGACAGUGUGUUUGCGAUGAAGGCUUCACAGGCGACGACUGCAGCCAGAAGACAUGCCUUAACGACUGCUUCGGAAGGGGGAAUUGUGUGGAUGGGCUGUGCGUCUGUGACGAGGGCUUCAUGGGAGAGGACUGCAGUGAGCGCUCCUGCCCCAAUAACUGCAACGACAGGGGCCGCUGCGUGGAUGGGCAGUGUGUCUGCGAUGAUGGUUUCAUGGGCGAAGACUGCGGAGAACUCUCCUGCCCCAAUAACUGCAACGACAGAGGCCGCUGCGUGAACGGGCAGUGCGUCUGCGAUGACGGUUUCAUGGGCGAAGACUGCGGAGAACUCUCCUGCCCCAAUAACUGCAACGACAGGGGCCGCUGCGUGAACGGGCAAUGCGUCUGCGAUGAUGGUUUCAUGGGUGAAGACUGCGGAGAACUCUCCUGCCCCAAUAACUGCAACGACAGAGGCCGCUGCGUGGACGGGCAGUGUGUCUGCGAUGACGGUUUCAUGGGUGAAGACUGCGGAGAACUCUCAUGCUUGAAUAACUGCAAUGACAGGGGCCUCUGCGUGAACGGGCAGUGCGUCUGUGACCUGGGCUUCGUGGGAGAGGACUGCAGUGAUCUGGCAUGCCCUGAUAGCUGCAAGGAUAGAGGUACCUGUGUUGAUGGGCAGUGCAUCUGUGAAGAGGGAUUUAUCGGGGCGGACUGCAGCGACGUUUCCCCCCCGAAGGACCUGACAGUGACCGAGGUGACCCCUGAGACGGUCAACCUGACCUGGAACAAUGAGAAGAUCGUGACGGAGUACCUGAUCACCUACGUGCCCACGGCUCCCGGGGGUCUGGAGCUGGAUUUCCGCGUGCCCGGGGACCAGCAAGCAGCCACCAUCCCUGAGCUGGAGCCGGGCGUGGAGUACCUGGUGCAGGUCUACGCCAUCCUGAAGAACCAGAGGAGCGUCCCUGUCAGCGCCCGCGUCGCCACGCACAUGCCCGAGCCCGAAGGCCUGAGGUUCAAGUCUAUCCGGGAGACCUCAGUGGAGGUGAUGUGGGACCCCCUGGACAUCUCAUUUGACGGCUGGAAACUCGUUUUCAGAAACACGAAAGAAGAUAAUGGUGAAAUUAUCAGCAGCCUGUCUCGCCCCGAGACAUCCUUCGUCCAGUCAGGUUUGGGGCCCGGUCAGGAAUAUGAGGUUUCACUGUAUGCUGUGAAGAACAAGACCCAAGGACCCACAGCCACUAAGAAUGUCAUCACGAGGAUCGACUCUCCAAGCCAAGUGGAAGUGAAGGACGUGACGGACUCGACCGCCUUCAUUACCUGGUUCAAGCCCGUCGCCCAGGUGGACGGAAUCAGCUUGUCCUACUGGCCCAGUGGUCAGCCGACAGACAGGACCACAGUGGCGCUCUCCGGCACGGACAGCCAGUACAACGUGGACAGCCUGAAGCCCAACACGGAGUACGAGGUCUCGCUGGUGUCUAAGAGGGGGGACAUGAGGAGCGACCCCAUCUCAGAGUCCUUCACUACAGAUCUGGAUGCUCCCAAGAACCUACAGCGCAUCUCCCAGACUGAGAACAGCAUCACUCUGGAGUGGAAGAACAGCAAGGCGACAGUGGACAGCUACCGCAUUAAAUACGCAUCUCUGUCCGGGGGAGACCACGCAGAAAUCACUGUGCCACGGGGCAGACAGGCCACCACCAAGGCCACGAUCACUGGUCUGAAGCCAGGCACAGAGUACGGGAUGGGGGUCACCGCUGUGAAACAGGACAAGGAAAGCCUGCCGGCCACCAUCAACGCAGCAACUGACCUGGACGCUCCAAGAGACUUCGAGGCGGUCGAUUCGACGGAGAGCACCGUCUCUCUGCGCUGGAAGAGGCCACUGGCCAAGAUCGAAGUCUACCUUCUGACCUACACGUCCGCGGACGGCAGGAGGGAAGAGGUGGAGGUCCCUGCCGACGUCACCAACUACAUCCUGAGAGGGCUGGAUCCUGGUGUGCAGUACUCAAUCACCCUGAUUGCACAGAGAGGCAGACAGAGGAGCCAGCCAGCCGCCACUACUGUUUCAACGGCGUCGUUCUCAUUCUCCUUAGCGGACUAUGUACCAGAAGUCACGACUUCCAAUCAGAACCAGGACAAGUUUAGAAUAAUGUCCUUGCAAGUCACUGGUCCCAAGAUCGCGGGGAUGGGCGAGGAGGUGGAGGAGGAGGAGGAGGAGGAGAUGAUGCAGGCCUUGGAGGUCUCCAGUGUAACGUCAGAUGGAUUUCAGCUCUUGUGGAAUGUGGAGACAGACAGAGUGUAUGACAGUUACAUUGUAGAAUAUAGAGACACGUUGGGAUUGUGGGAUAAGAUGGAGGUCUGGCUACCUGGAGACUCGACAGGUACUAGACUCAGAGGUUUGAGAGCAGCCACCGCAUAUCAGAUCAAGCUUUAUGGAAUAACUGGGGGCCAAACAUCCAGAGCUCUCGAGGCUGUAGCCAAAACAGCUUUCAUACCUACUGCAGCAUCUGUGGAUGUAGCUGCCUCUGACAUUGUCGCUGUGACUCCAACAUUAGCCCCUCACAGACAGACCCACCCAAGAGUCAUUCCAUCCGUUUCUUUUAAACCAGAAACUCAGAUGUCCACUCUAACGGGGCGGUCUAGUGCCGAGACUGGCGGUGUGAGCUUGGAGCUUCUCGAAGCCCUCAGUGUCUCGGAGGUGGGCCAGACUAGCUUCCAGCUGUCCUGGACGGCACCAGCUGGGUCCUUUGAUAGCUUCCUUGUAGAGUUGAAGGACUUAGCUGUGUUCAAUGAAAUAGCUUCAGUAUCCGUGCCAGGAGACGUCCGGCACACUGCCAUUGCUGACCUGUCACCUGGCACUCUUUAUGAGAUCACCUUGCAUGGAACUGACCAGGAAAACAGGUCACAUAUCCUCAAGGCAAUUGCCAAUACAGAGGAGGAGCCUGAGCUGGGCACCUUAGAAGUCUCAGACGUCAGCUGGGACGGCUUCAAUGUCUCUUGGAAAGUCGCUGACGGAGACUUCGAAAACUUUAUUGUUGAAGUUACAGAUUCUGAUAGGUCGGCCGAGACGCAGAGUCACACAGUGGCUGGUGAUCUCCGGAGGCUGGACAUCAAUGGGCUGAAGCCCAGUACCUCUUACCAGGUCACCGUCUCUGGGGUGAUCCAAGGCUCACACACAAAACCUCUUUUUACAGAAGUCAGCACAGUGCCAGAGCCUGAAGUUGGUAAUCUGUUUGUAUCAAACAUUACCUCAGACAGCUUCAGUCUCUCCUGGACAGCCACUGGAGGCUCUUUCGAUGGCUUUGCACUUGAGAUUAUAGAUUCAAACAGGCUGCUGGAGCCAAUGGAAUACAGCAUAGCCAGAGAUGUGUUGGCAACCCAUAUCUCAGGGCUGAGUCCCCGCACUGAUUACAUAGCCUACCUGUACGGGCUCACGCAUGGUGUUCGAACACAGGCUCUCAGUGCUAUUGCUUCCACAGUGCCAGAACCUGACCUGAGCAAGCUAGUUGUUUUCAACGUUACCUCAAACAGCCUGUCUCUGUCUUGGAACGCCCGCGACCAGGCUUUUGAUCACUUUGUAGUCGAGGUUAUAGAGGCGGAGCCGGGCUCGCGCAAAAUAGAGCACACGGUCUCUGGAGACCAGCGGAGCGUCGUGAUCCCCCGGCUCAAAGGAGCCACUCGGUAUGAGCUCACAUUGUAUGGCAGCUCCGGCAGUCAGCACACCCCUCCUUUAACUACUGUAGCUACUACAGACGCAGAACCACAGCUGGGUAACAUAACUGUAUCAGAUAUAACCCACGACAGCUUGGCCCUCACAUGGACCGCAGCGGCAGGCUCCUUUGAGAGCUUUGUAAUAGAAGUCAGUGAUUCUGAGCAGCUCUACGACCCCUUGGAGCUCAGAGUGGGCGGGGCCUCACGCAAUGACACUAUCAUGGGCCUGGCGGACGGCACCGCUUAUAACAUAAACGUGCACGGCUUGUCUCAAGGGCGCCGCACUCAGCCUCUGUCUGCCUUCGCCGUCACAGAGGCGUUACCCAAAGUGGAAAACCUAGUCAUUUCAGACAUUAACCCGUACGGCUUCAGGGUGACCUGGAAGACGGGUGACGACGGCCAGUCUCACCAGUUAGACCAGUUUCUCAUAGUGGUUGUAGAUUCGGGCAGGUUGCUGGACCCCCAGGACUUCACCGUGCUCGGAGAGCAGCGUUCCCUGGACAUCAGAGGCCUUAUCACGGGCAUAGGCUAUGAGGUUAAACUCUAUGGCAUAACCAAGGAGGGACAACGCACAAAACCCUUAAGUGCAGUGGCUGUGACAGAAGCCGAGCCAGAAGUGGACAACCUUCUCGUCUCGGACGUGACCUCCGAGAGCUUCCGUCUGUCCUGGAUGGCAGACGAAGACCUCUUCGAUAGUUUUGUUAUUAAAGUUAGGGAUUCCAAAAAACUGUCCGACCCGCUGGAGCUGACGGUCCCUGGGCAGGAGCACACCAUAGAGGUUCCGGGUCUCUUAGGGGGUACAGAGUACGAAAUCGAGCUGUACGGGGUCGCCAGGGGACAGCGCUGGCAGCCCAUUAAUGCCAUGGCUAGAACAGGUCUCGGAGCCCCAAGCGGUGUGCGGUUCUCUGACGUUACCGAGAGCACCGUCACGGUUCACUGGAUCCUCCCCCCGGCUCGCGUCGACAGCUAUCGCAUCUCCUACGUACCUGCGGACGGAGGGACCCCGCUGACAGUGACUGUGGACGGAGCCAAGGCCAAGACCACCCUGGUGAACCUGACUCCAGGACAGACCUAUGAGAUCAGCGUCACGUCGGUGAAAGGGUUCGAGGAGAGCGACCCAUCCUCUGGCACUGUGACCACAGGCCUCGAUAAACCCACUGGUCUGGUGGCGGUCAACGUCACUGAUUCCGAGGCCCUGUUGCUGUGGCAACCAGCGAUUGCUACAGUUGAUGGCUACGUCGUUACAUACAGCGCAGACAAUGUGCCCCCUAUGAUGGAGCGUGUUUCAGGGAACACAGUUGAGUUUGGUAUGAGUGCUCUGCGUCCCGCCACGCGCUAUACUGUGAGGGUCUACGCAGUGAGCGGCUCUCUGCAGAGUGCAGUCUCCACCACGGAGUUCACCACCGCCGUCGAUGCCCCCAGAGACCUGAGUGCCAGUAACGUGCAGACAGAGAGCGCCGUGCUGACGUGGAAGGCACCGCGAGCCAGCAUCACCGGGUACAUCCUCAUCUUCACGUCUGCUGACGGGAAAGUCAAGGAAGUGGUCUUGGGACCCAGCACCACCUCCUAUAACCUGGCUCAGCUCAGCGCCUCCACCCAGUACACUGUGAGACUGCAGGCCCUCGCAGGCCCCGAGAGAAGCAAGAUCGUCAGGAUGCAGUUCACCACCACUGGCCUCCUGUACAGACACCCUCGAGAUUGCUCCCAGGCCCUGCUGAAUGGAGAGACCAGCUCGGGGCUUUACACCAUCUACCUGAAGGGGGAGGAGAGCCAGCCUGUGCAGGUGUACUGCGACAUGGCCACAGACGGAGGAGGCUGGAUUGUGAUUGUCAGGCGUCAGAACGGCAAGCUGCAGUUCUACAGGAACUGGAAGAACUACACAGCAGGGUUUGGCGAUAUGAACGACGAGUUCUGGCUUGGUCUGGACAGUCUGCACAAGAUCACCUCGUCCGGUCAGUAUGAGCUGCGGGUCGAUCUCCGAGACAGGGGCGAGAGCGCCUACGCGCAGUACGACAAGUUCACCAUCAGCGACCCGCGCAGCCGCUACAAGAUCAACGUGGGAGGAUACAGCGGCACGGCCGGCGAUUCUAUGAGCUACCACCAGGGGCGCCCCUUCUCCACCUAUGACAAGGACAACGACAUCGCUGUCACCAACUGCGCCCUGUCCUACAAGGGAGCCUUCUGGUACAAGAACUGCCACCGAGUCAACCUGAUGGGCAGAUAUGGAGACGACAACCACAGUCAGGGUGUCAACUGGUUCCAUUGGAAGGGUCAUGAGCAUUCGAUCGAGUUUGCAGAGAUGAAAAUCCGACCGUCCAACUUCAGGAACUUCGAGGGAAGGAGGAAGAGGUCAUAAAGGAAGCACCACCCUCCCUCCC